AUGCCUCCCAACAAGAACAAAAGAAGUCUUGAGGAGAUUGUUGCUGCCGACGAUUCAGACGACGAAGACUAUGAUGACAAAGCUCCGGCUGCAUCCAGAACCAAACCUGCCAGGUCGCGCCGCCACCCCGGCGCACCGCCUCGCAAGAAGCAAAGAAAAGGGUAUGGGGGCUCGGAUAUCGAGAGUGACUCGGAUGUGGUGGAGUCGGAUGAUGAAACUUCGUUCCACGAAGAUGAAGAAGACGCGCCUGUGGAGACAAAUCCAACGACUGGACGACCUGUCCGAAGCGCGGCCAAAAAGGCUCACAAAUACGAAGAGAUUUCGGAUGGAGAUGAAGAUGAGCUUGCUGCUACGUCAGAAGAAGAAGACGAAAAGCAUCCACGGCGGCCGGGGAACGGAACUCCACAAAAACCGAAGAAGCUUAUUGUCACUCUCCAUGUGACACCUCGGCCAAGUAGAAGUGCAAAGAACAGAGCUGGAAGUUACGGCAUGAAACAGCCUGCUGGUCCCUCGUCAGCCAAUCAUCAAUCAGGGACUCGGAGGAGUAGUCGGCUCUCGCAUGAUCCCGAAGAGCAUUUGGUGAAGUUGACUGAUUCCGGGCAUCAUGCCGAAGUUGUCAGGGAAGGCUCACGGGACCCUGAAGGGAUUCCAGCAAGAGCGAUGAAUGGUGGAAAGGGCCUCAAGUACCCGUCAAAGAGUACAAUAGACGAAGAGUCACAAUCGCAACUAAGGGAAGAGGAAGUCGAAGAGGAGCUUGAAAUCAAAGCCUCACAACACGAAUUUCCCGAAAGCGAUCCUCUACAGCCAGAAGAACAUCCAGAAGAACGUGCCGGACCAUUACCACAUAUAUUCUCCGACAUCAUGGAGGCGGCGGCAACUGCACCAGACGUUGAAAGUGAUGGAGAAUUCAAUCCUGGACCCGCUGGCACGCAAGAGGAUGCCGGACUCGAAAAAACGGCAACGCAUGAAGACGAAGAUGAGGAGGAAGACGAAGUGAGGCCCGCCCGAGGCAGAGUGACACGUGAAGCGUCGAAGAGGCAGGCCGACACACCCGAAGUCGAGCCUGAGCCAAAGCGUCUACGCAACCUCAGGACUCGAAACCGGGCGGGAGCUUCGGGAAGUCGUCGGCGGAAAGCUCCAGAUGAAAGUAGUGACUUCAACCCUGAUGAACAGGAGGCUGCCCUUGAUGACUUGUCUAGCUCCAGCGAAUCCAAUGCGUCACCCCGCAAGAAGACCGACGAGGAUGAUGAGUACGAAGGGCAGAGCCAGGGCCGAAAAUCGAGGAGACUACGCAGUCAGGCUGCUUCACGUCAAAGGUCCGCGGAAGGAAGCGAGGACGAACUCGCCGCCGAGGUCGAAGAGCUGAAGGGAGAUGGAAGAAGACCUCGCCGUAAAGAGGCAGAAAUAACCUACGAGCCUCGUGGGCGACGGAAGGGGCCAAAGCCCAACUACAAUUUGUUGCGGAACCUGCAACCCCUUGAGGAGGAGGAUGAUCCGGCACCGUCUCCUUCAGCACGGGCUCGAAAGACGGGCGGUGGUGGUGGCGGGGGUUGGAACCGCCCACUGCUAAACACGUAUGGUCCAUUCGGUGGUGGCGGCGGUCUACCACCAGUUCUGGGAGGAGCCCCGCCGAGGGCUCAGGGUGGUGUAGACUCUGACAGCAGCGACGAUGAAGCCAUGGCGCGGCCGAGACCCGUCGGCGGUACAGUUGGCAUGACUCCAACUACUGCUGGGCCCUUGAAUCUCUUCCCACAAACCCUCAAUGCGGAUCCUGCUCAAAACACGGCUGGCACACCAGCAAACCUGGGCAAGAUCAAGGAUAAGCAGGCGUUGGCCGACGCCGAUCCUCUCGGAGUUGACCAGAGUGUCAGUUUCGACGGUGUAGGUGGUCUGCAAGGACAUAUCGAUCAGUUGAAGGAGAUGGUCGCGCUGCCUCUGCUCUAUCCAGAAAUCUUCAUGCGGUUCAAGAUCACCCCACCCCGUGGCGUACUGUUUCACGGUCCGCCAGGUACGGGUAAGACCCUGCUUGCACGAGCUCUCGCUACUAGUGUCAGCUCGCAAGGCAAGAACGUCACCUUUUACAUGCGUAAAGGCGCGGAUGCUUUGAGCAAGUGGGUUGGUGAAGCCGAAAGACAGUUACGGUUGCUCUUCGAAGAAGCUCGAAAAAACCAGCCCAGCAUCAUCUUCUUUGAUGAAAUUGAUGGCCUAGCUCCUGUUCGCUCUAGCAAGCAAGAACAGAUCCAUGCCUCCAUCGUCUCGACUCUCUUGGCAUUGAUGGACGGCAUGGACGGGAGAGGCCAGGUGAUUGUCAUCGGAGCUACCAAUCGUCCUGACUCUAUCGAUCCUGCCCUCAGACGACCGGGCCGUUUUGAUCGUGAAUUCUACUUUCCUCUGCCAGACACCGAGGCAAGAAAAGCCAUCAUUGACAUCCAUACGAGAGGCUGGGAACCUCCACUGCCGGAAGACACGAAGAAGGAAUUAGCUGAGCAGACCAAGGGAUACGGUGGCGCGGACCUGCGUGCUCUCUGCACAGAAGCUGCGCUCAACGCGGUGCAGCGUCGCUACCCUCAGAUUUACAGCUCCAACCAAAAGCUCGCGAUCGAUCCGAAAACCAUUGAAGUCACGCCCAAGGACUUCAUGAUCUCUAUCAAGAAAAUGACACCGUCCUCUGAACGAUCUGCAUCCUCGGGUGCUGCUCCGCUUCCCUCCAGCGUUGCUCCACUGCUGCAGAAUCAGCUCGAGGAGAUUCAGCGGGUGCUUGCGGAGAUGUUGCCACAGAGAAAGAGACUCACAGCAUUAGAAGAGGCUCAAUUCGAGGACGUCGCCGACGGUGGUAGUUUUGGCAGGGAAAGAAUGCAGCAAGCGUUCGAAACUUCCAGGGUUUUCCGCCCUCGACUUCUCAUUCACGGAAAGAUUGGUAUGGGCCAACAGUAUGUGGCUUCUGCCUUGCUCAACCAUUUUGAAGGCCUACAUGUGCAAGCUCUGGACAUUCCAACACUAUUCAGUGACACGGCAAGCUCACCCGAGGCGACUAUAAUUAGGCUGUUCUCUGAGGUUAAGAUGCACAAACCGAGUCUCAUCUACAUUCCCAACGUGCAGGAAUGGUACACUACGGUUGGUCCAGCGGUAAUCUCCACGUUCGUUGGGCUUCUGAGAUCCAUUAAGCCCACCGAUCCGGUACUGCUGCUCGGUUUUGCCGAAGGUGACUAUGAUGAUAUGGACGAGAGUAUGCGCCGAGAGUUCUUUGGAUACUCAAAGAAGAACCAAUUUCCGUUGAGAGAACCCGGUCAUGCAGAACGAGCCGAGUUCUUCCGCCACGUCAAAAGCUACAUCAGCACCGCGCCUGAUGACUUCCCAGACCCAGAACACAGGAAGAAACGCGAACUCGAGAAGCUUGACGUGGCGCCUCCCGAACCCGAGAAGCCUAAGACGCCUCCUUCGAAGGAGGAGCUCAAGGCACAAAAGAGACGAGAUCGCCAGACGCUCAACCUGCUCAAAAUACGCCUGCAACCGAUUAUGGAUCAGAUCCGGACCAAAUACAAGACCUUCCGGACAGGCGUCAUCGACGAGAGCCAAUUCCGAUAUCUCUACGAAGAAGCCGAUCCUGGCACGGUGACUUCAGAUUUGAACACAGAUGUCCUAGCUCGAGCGACCUACAGACCGUUCGAGAUUGGAAAGGAUGCACAUGGAGUGCCUGUGCUCGUCGACCAAGGCAACGGCAACUGCUACUAUAACCUCGACUCGGUCACGAUUGAGAAGCGGCUGAGUAAUGGAUAUUACAAGCGGCCAAAGGACUUUCUGGCCGACAUCAAGCGGUUGGCUAAAGAUGCGAAAACGAUCGGCGACGAACCACGCUUGCUCAAAGCGAACGAGCUUUUGGCCAAUGUCGAGGUCGACAUUGCGUCUAUCGAGAUGGAACCUGGUCUUGCAGCCGAGUGUGAACGGGUCUAUCAACGGGAGCUCGAACGAGAGAAAGAGGCUCUAGAGAAAGCAAGACAGGAUCAAAUGCCACCACCUCAAGUCACUUCCAACGUUCCACCAGAUUCAGGACCUACCACGAUGACUGACAGUGGUCCGAUCCUUCUUGGAGUUCCCAUGCAACGAAAAAGUGAUAUUGCCCAGCAAUUGGCUCCAACGACUGCUCAGGCAACCUCUUCUGAGACUGUCGUGACAAACGGUGUUCAUCUGAGUCAUGACGAUACGCAGCGUCUGACUAAUGGAUCUCAGAGCAACGGACAUGAAGCUGAUGCCACAGGUGAUACACACAUGGAGGGUACAGAGUCACACCCGACUUCGGGCAACAAGAGCAAUGAAACACAGCAGACGCCCACGACCAGUUCUUUUGGUGCUCGCAAUUCCGCUCAGACUCGACCUUGGCACGACUACACUGCGCCUUCACAGCACCUCUUGAAGCAACAGGGAAUCUCACAGCCGCCUUCGCAAACGGCUGCAUUCACUCCCAUGCCACACGGAAGCCAACCAGGACAGUUCCUCAACGACGCUAGCACCACCGAGUCGCCAAAUGAGACCAACAAGAAGACAUCGCCGUCAGAGAACACCCAACAGGAGGUACCGCAAGACUCAGGCCCCGAUCUUUAUCCCUUUGACGAGAGGCGGUCUGCAGGAGGAAGUCAAAUCCCGUCCACUCAAGGUACGGCCACUUCUGCGUUUGAUGGUUCCGAUGACAUCCCAAACUCCCCACUGUCUCAUAACCCGUUGGACCUUACCAAACUGAUACCUGCGACAGGGCAAAAUUCUCAAGCGCAACCUGCCACAGUAGGUGACCGCCCGUCCUCGUCUCAAGGCCAAACCCUCGAGUUCAACUCCCAGCACUCGACGGCCAUGCCUCCCCCAACCGACACGAAGUCUCAACGGCCGUCUAAUGCAAGCCGCGUCGACGAUCUCCUCAACCCUCCAGCUUCCCCGCAACAACCGCCACCCACGGCUCGCCCCAACCUCAUCCAAGUCGAACAACAGGCUCUCUCGAACUUACAUAAAGAAAUCACCGACAAGACUAGUGGUCUGUCAGUGGAACAACUCGAGCAGGUCAACAGUGUGCUGAUGGACACGCUGUGGAGAACGAGGAGUCAGUGGGAUAGGCACAAAGUCAUGGAGAGCAUCGCCGAGGCAUUUUACGACGUCUUGCGAGACAUGGAGGGAGUGGGCCAGGACUUGGGCGAAAUGAGCUGGGGGAGGAAGGACUAG
Messenger RNA from Cladophialophora yegresii CBS 114405, 5205 nucleotides. RefSeq lists its product as uncharacterized. Gene Ontology annotation, biological process: positive regulation of transcription by RNA polymerase II. The transcript is spliced from 2 exons. Gene Ontology annotation, molecular function: chromatin binding; histone binding; ATP hydrolysis activity. The record is from RefSeq and is a predicted model, not a curated record. Gene Ontology annotation, cellular component: nucleus. Lineage: Eukaryota; Fungi; Ascomycota; Eurotiomycetes; Chaetothyriales; Herpotrichiellaceae. Bases 1 to 5205 code for a protein of 1734 amino acids.